ACACAAUACAGUUACACCACUUGUCUCUCUCCCUCCCUCUUUCCUCUCACAUACUGUUACUUUCACAUACAAAGCAAAUACAAAAUCAAUUCAAAUGAAUCUCUUUUUUGGAAGGAAGCCAAAGGCUACUCCUAAGGACUCGAUUGUCGAGCUCAGGAACACAUUGCAGAUGCUCGAAAAAAGAGAAACCUUCUUACAAACAAAGAUCGACAAUGAGCUCAAGAUUGCAAAAGCAAAUGCCACCAAGAAUCGCAGAGCCGCGCUCAUGGCAUUGAAGCGUAAGAAACAGUAUGAAGGAGUGAUCGAACGCAUUUCGGGUUCACGGCUGACAAUAGAGACGCAGGUCAUGGCCAUUGAAAAUGCUAAUGUCAAUCUUGAGACUAUGAAGGCUAUGCGUGCAGGUGCUGAAGCUAUGAAGGGUAUCCAUGGUGCCAUGGAUAUCAACAAGGUUGACCAGACAAUGGAGGAGAUUAGGGACCAGAUGGAGCUCGCCAAUGAGAUUUCAGAUGUUAUUUCACAGCCCGUUGGGUUUGGCAUUGAAAUGGAUGAGGAUGAAUUGGCAGCUGAACUUGACGAGCUUGAGCAAGAAGAGUUGGACAAGAAACUUAUGGAAACUGAACGACCACCCCAAAUUGGCUUGCCUUCGGUGCCUGUCCAUCCUCCAGAAGUAGAAGACGAGGAAGAGGCCGAACUCAGGGAGUUACGUGAGAGUAUGGCCAUUUAGAAAGUAGCGUCUUGAGAGCCCAUUGCACACCACAAAUUAUCAUCAUUACUGUUAUUACCACCAUCAAUAACAAUUGCCGGACAUGGCAACGCAGGAUCAUGCAAGCCUUUUUAUGUUUUUCUCUUUACUUUUUUUGUUUUUUCUCCUUGUUCGUAGUUACCACUUCCAUAUAAAUAAAGGAGGUCAAUAAUUCUUCUACA
Lobosporangium transversale is the source of this 924-nucleotide messenger RNA. RefSeq names its product Snf7 family. The record is from RefSeq and is a predicted model, not a curated record. Gene Ontology annotation, biological process: late endosome to vacuole transport via multivesicular body sorting pathway; vesicle budding from membrane. The transcript has 5 exons. Lineage: Eukaryota; Fungi; Mortierellomycota; Mortierellomycetes; Mortierellales; Mortierellaceae. Gene Ontology annotation, cellular component: ESCRT III complex; multivesicular body; cytoplasmic side of plasma membrane. Bases 95 to 724 code for a protein of 209 amino acids.